UCCCGCAACCUAUAAAAUUUUCACUCGCCAGAACAGCUGAUGGUCCAGAAAUUCGGAUGACGCUCAAAGUUUCACCAGUCGUCUUCGAGUUUUUUCGGAUCACUUCGAGUGCAGCAGUGUAGCAGUGCAGUCGCUAUGGAUUUAGUACAGAUGCAGCAACAUGUCAGCCGGUGUGUCUGAGGUGAAUUCUGAUGACGGGCAAGUCCGUAUGAUUGUCCCUUCGCAUAACCGUCUGACAUAGAAGCAGUAUCUUGGCAAUCGACGUCACGGGAACUCCGAUAACUGGGAGGCGAAAUUCAAGGUUAAUUUUAUCAUUACGACACGAUCAUAAUAAUGAUUUUAAUAACGCGUAGUACAUACCUAUCGGCCUCGGAUAAAGUCACAAGUGACAAUGAUGGGUGAAGUAUGCCCCAACUGUGGAGAGUACACAAAUGCGUCAACAUCCCGUUUAGUUAGGGAUGCCUGCGGGCACAAAAAGUGUCGGAUAUGCUUAGUUGACGAGGAGGAAGGAUGUAAAGCCUGCCAAAGUGAGCAUCGCAUUCAAACGAUCGGUAACUUUGAUUAUCCAUUCCACUCCUCACCGUUAGCUUCAAUGUCCGGGGAUUUCAGCACUUCUGAAACAUGCUCUGAGAAAGGAGAAAUGAUUCAGCAACCUCUGGAACUUGUGAUAAAUAAACCACUAGACCAUGUACAAGAUCUCUUUGUUCAUCAAGAAUCCUGUGGCUUGGACAGCACUAUGUUCCAUUCAGAAUGGGUGGGUGAGCACAGUGUAAACAAUGAAAACAAUGACAUGGAUCAAAAUUUGAAGCCGAAAAGAACUGAAAAAACAACAAUUCAUACAUUCCAUGAAAAUGGAGCUACUGACCCCCCGCAACUUGGACGUCGUUCUACUUCUGAUCCAGGUUUUGAUGCCUGUGACCGACCAAUGAACCAGGAAGUAUCGAUGCAACUGCGAAGUAGUGUUCCAAAAUUAGAGCCAUUGGAGUUGGUGACUAACCUACGUUCUCCUACAAAAAUUAAAGGCGACCAUGAAGACUUACUGGUACAGGAAAUGAUUCAUUGCAAACAGAAUGAUUCCAAUAAGGAGGUAGAGAAGCCAAAGAAACGAAAGAAUUCUAGGCUCAAGCGGACACACAUAUCUGUGAUACCAGGAGUCCAGGAAACCUACAAGUGUAACAUCUGUGGUAAAACGUUCAAAAGUCCAACAGCAGAGCGGUACCAUGAUUCUUGCCUGACAGGAAUAAAACCGUACCACUGCACAAUCUGCGACAGGAGUUUUGUAAAACAGUCACACUUUCAGUAUCACGAACGAACGCAUACAGGCUAUAAGCCAUUCGAAUGCUCGGUUUGUGGAAAGGCAUUUCCACAACGCAACAAGCUCAACAGACACCUUCAUUCUCAUGAAAUUAAGAAACGUUUCAGGUGUUCAGUCUGUCAGAAGGGUUACAGCAGUAGAGAAGACCUGAAGAGUCACCUAAACGUUCACACAGGAGUCCGACCGUAUACUUGUCAAAUUUGCAAGAAAUCAUUUCGCGAAGCAACGAACUUAACUCGUCACAUGCACACACACUCUAAUGAGCGUCCUCAUAUGUGUGAGCAAUGUGGAAAAAGUUUUAAGGACAAAUGUUUGCUGGUCCGACAUCGACGAACACACGGUAAAGAGCGCCCAUUUUCAUGCUCCGAUUGCACGAGAGUUUUCCUCUCAAAGAGUGAGUUGAGCCGUCACUUGGCAGUACAUUCAGAUGAUAAGCCGUUCCCCUGCCAGUUUUGCAGUACCGUCUUCAGACGAAAAGACAAUCUCAAUCGUCAUACCAGACAUCAUCAUUCAGAGGACAGAAUCACAUCUCUAGAUAAACCUGCACCUACGGAGGGGCGCGUCGAAACCCCCUUUGUGGAAUCAAAACCAGCAAUUGUUGCUAAGCAAAAGAUAAGGCCAAAAAGUAAGCCGAAAGCCUCCGCGAAUCCGCUACCAAAGAGUCCCGCAAAGAUAUCCGUACUUUACAUAAAUUCUCAUGAACAAAUUAAGUGCCGAUUAGAUUCCAGAAGUAACGUUACUCCUGUGAUAAGACCAAUCAGUGAAUUGAGCAAUGCUGUGCCUGUUAUUAAUGGACCAAUUAGUAUCAAACGACCCGAAGAGAAGACAACUUCUCCUAAAAAAGCUUUUACCCACACGGAACCGAUUCCAUUGGCUGAAGCCGUUGUGAUUAACAGAAGAAUCGAAGAAAAAUUGUACCCAAAAAGUGAUUCAAAUAACGACUGUUUCUUUCAUCCUGAUUUUCGUAGCAGUCGAGUCGAAAGGCAGCACCCUGUCCAUAAGUCAAUUCGAGAAUUUCCGCUCCGACCUAAUCAUGCAAACAAAAACAUGUUGGUUGCUAAGGUUUGCAGCCCAGAGCUAUCGAUAUCCGACCCACAGAUUCCAGCAGCACCGCCAAAUCGAGUUGACAAGUUCAACCAAUCUCGCUCGUUUCUUCCUCAAAAGAAGCAAAAUAUGCAGCCAGACGUACCCUUAUCAUGGGGUGAGUGUCAAGAUUCAAAAAGUGUGAACACGCUGAGGCAUCCGGUUCCAAAGAAGCGAGCUAUAGAGGAAAUGAAGUCAAAUCCGAUGAUUGCCAAGUCUCCAGACCUCACGCCAAUCUCAACGCAACAGAGGCAACAAAGUACUUCGAUAGGUGGGCAAAAUGAACCAGAGCGAACAAAUUGUGUGCCUACCAUAACUAAGACUGGAAAUACAAAUGGCAACGGUGAAUCUGAAGAAUUUAUUUUACCUCAAGGUGGUAUUCUAGAUAACAAAAGUACGAAUGGUGGAGGUAUCUCUGCUACUGGUUGCGUAGAAAAAUCCAGCGUCAAAAAAUUAAGCGACAUACACUGGAGACGGAGGACUUCGGAAAUAUUAAAACCUCGAAUACGUGGGUUCAAUUCAUUUGUCAACUGUCAAUUAUCGGAAUUAGAAUUACCUGAAGAGGCUUGUGAUGCUGAAGGUAAAUUUUAGGUGAUAUCUAUACAUUAACAGAAGUUGGAACAAGAUGGAAGCCUAGAUUGGAUUAGGUAUGUGAUAUAUUGAGAAAUAUGAAAAGACUCGGAACUUGGAAAUGAUUUGAUAUUAUAAUUAUUUAAUAUUUAUUCUUAUUUUUGUAAUUGUCUAUACAUAAAAUAAUAAAAUUUGAUCUAUGGUAUUCAUAAA
Molecule: messenger RNA, 3181 nt
Organism: Athalia rosae (coleseed sawfly)
Lineage: Eukaryota; Metazoa; Arthropoda; Insecta; Hymenoptera; Athaliidae
Product: zinc finger protein 43-like
Exons: 9
Coding region: 392-2989 (865 amino acids)
Cellular component (GO): nucleus
Source: RefSeq, a predicted model, not a curated record